This is a messenger RNA of Macaca mulatta (Rhesus monkey), 2697 nucleotides long. It is a transcript of the gene ATPAF2, whose product is annotated as ATP synthase mitochondrial F1 complex assembly factor 2. The record is from RefSeq and is a predicted model, not a curated record. Gene Ontology annotation, cellular component: mitochondrion. NCBI's taxonomy places the organism in Eukaryota, Metazoa, Chordata, Mammalia, Primates, Cercopithecidae. Gene Ontology annotation, biological process: mitochondrial proton-transporting ATP synthase complex assembly.
UGUGAUGCUGAUUGACUGGGGGUGUGCGCAGGAGGUUUGCGAAGGCGACGGCGCGCCGUUGGUGUCAUGCGGAAGAUGGCGGCGUCCAAGGGAGGCUGAGGGCUUUGAGGAAGCGGUGAGAGGUUUCCGUACAGCCCGAACGUGCGGUUUUGGGGGUCCCUUCGCUCUGUGUUUCCUGCUCCAGGUUUCGCGUCGCGCAUCUUCCCAGACCCUCGGGCGCGAUGUGGAGGAGCUGCCUCCGGCUGCGGGACGGGGGACGCCGUCUCCUGAAUCGGCCUGCGGGUGGUCCCUGCGCUUCUAUGAGUCCGGGGCCAACCAUCCCGUCUCCAGCCCGGGCUUACGCCCCGCCGACAGAAAGGAAGAGGUUUUAUCAGAAUGUCAGCAUCACACAGGGUGAAGGUGGCUUUGAGAUAAACCUGGACCAGAGGAAGCUGAAAACUCCCCAAGCCAAGCUCUUUACCGUCCCCAGUGAGGCCCUGGCCAUUGCAGUGGCCACUGAAUGGGAUUCCCAGCAGGAUACCAUCAAGUACUACACCAUGCACCUGACCACAUUGUGCAACACAUCCUUGGACAACCCAACCCAGAGAAACAAGGAUCAGCUGAUCCGGGCAGCCGUGAAGUUUCUGGACACUGACACCAUCUGCUACAGGGUGGAGGAGCCUGAGACAUUAGUGGAACUUCAAAGGAAUGAGUGGGAUCCAAUCAUCGAAUGGGCUGAGAAAAGAUACGGCGUGGAGAUCAACUCCUCCACCAGCAUAAUGGGACCCAGCAUCCCCGCCAAGACGCGGGAGGUGCUCGUCAGCCACCUGGCAUCUUACAACACGUGGGCUUUACAAGGGAUUGAGUUUGUAGCUGCCCAGCUCAAGUCCCUGGUGCUGACCUUGGGCCUGAUUGACCUGCACCUGACAGUGGAGCAGGCUGUGCUGCUGUCACGCCUGGAGGAGGAGUACCAGGGAGGAUUUCCAUGUCAGCUAGAAAAAUUUGUCCAACCUGCUAGGAUGGCUUGGCAUUGACUCACCUUGUCUACUAAACGUGUACACCAGGAGUUGAUUCUGGUCACCAGCUCAUCUUCUCGAUUGUCAAUCUUCAGAAGGUGGAUGUCGUGCGAUGCCCCGACAGCAUUAACAAUCGUAUCUUUAUCGACAAAAAGCUGGUGAGUGAAAAGAAUCCAAUGAGAACAUGUGUGUCAUUACACCCUGAACACAAAGAGAGCUGAAUAGAAAAGGAGCAUUUGGAAGUCCCCUGGCUGUGCAGGCCACACUCAGAGCAGAGCUCACCUUUGUAUCAGCGCACUCUGCCGAUUCAUCUGUGAAUUCAUCUGUGACAGCUGCCUCCCCAACCGCGCAGGGCAGGUGUUGAGGGGAAAGGGCCAACCAGGGUGUUACUCUGCAGUCCCCGCUGGAAGCAUGUUUCCUCCAGGGUGAAGGCAGAUGGCUGCCCAGGGGGCACCUCACCCAGGACAUCUGUUCUCACAAUGCUUCUCUCUCAGUUACUCUCAAGUCUGACUUGCCCAAAACCUCUGCCUGCUGGGUGGAAGCAUGAGACUGGCUGAGGGUCUUGGGGCUGCUCUGAAGACAGCAGGCCCUAUAAACUGAUGGGUGUUCACCCCACAGUUGUCUCUCCACUGCCACUCAUGUCAACAAAACCAAACCAUGGAUUCCAUCUGGGGUCUCCUUCUGCCUUCUCUUGUUCCUGACUUUGCUGUCUUGUAAAAAGUUGUUAGAAACAACCACCCUCUAAUAGGCCUCACUGGUUCCAGGUGUUGACACUGUAGCUGUCGUUGCCUGGGAUGGUGGAAAUGCCCAGAGCAGGGCAAGGCCACCGAAGCACUCAGUAAGCAGUUGCUUCCACCUUGAAGCAGAGGCGUUUGGUAAGGAAGAGCACGUGAAUGCUCUGUAUUGCAGGGAGGACUUGCAAGUGGAGUGUACACUUUUUGUUCUUCCCUGUAGUGGCAGUUAACGGUCUCUAAAACAUGUUCUGUGGAAUCUUAUGUUAAUAUUUCUACCAAAAAAAGUAUUCUUUGGUCAAACACAUUUGGGAAAGCCAGCACCCCCAGGCCCCUCCUGAAGAUUUGCAGAGCACAAAGUAUUCCAGAGGCUCUACAAAGUCCUGUGGAAAAUAAACCCUUUAAGCUUUGUCUCUCUUGGUUUUUCAACUUUUUUGGCCACAGACUUCAGAGUAAUGCCUGUUAAUGUCUUGUGGGAUGCUGAUUUUCCACAGAAUCCCAGUGGGAAAAGCCAGGUUAGCUGAUAUGUGGAAUGGGGUAUCUGGGGGACCAAUUAGCACAGUCACAAGGGAGAAAUGUCAAGAAAUCAUUAAGUUCUUUCCAUGUGUGUACAAGGUCCCAGGCCAGGCUCUGGGAAUGGUUCAAAGGUGUGUAAAGCCUAUUUUCGGUGAGCGUUGGCAGUGUGCUUAGAAAUGAGUGUUCUGGUUAUUUUAGAGAUAACUACAACCACAGUGUCAACCCAUCACGAAAAGGUUUUCAUCCUUCAUCCUAAAAAGUGGGUCAUAGUGGAGCUUUUAGCCAGGCAGAGAAAUCAUCCCCCUCAGAGUUUGAAUAUGUAGAAAACAGCUUCAAAAGCUGUGAGAAGCAACAGAAACUGAAGUCUGCUUAGAAAGAUACAUGAUUAGAAUUGGUUAUGAAAAACAGUGUGACAUUUGUAAAAUGCAAAUAAAAGGAAACUGGGUUUAAGGGAA